This is a messenger RNA of Mytilus trossulus (common blue mussel), 615 nucleotides long. RefSeq lists its product as uncharacterized. The transcript is spliced from 3 exons. Bases 38 to 529 code for a protein of 163 amino acids. The record is from RefSeq and is a predicted model, not a curated record. Lineage: Eukaryota; Metazoa; Mollusca; Bivalvia; Mytilida; Mytilidae.
UUAGGUUUACAUCAAGUCACUGAACGUUGCCAUUAAAAUGGGACUACCAACUCUUCUUCUUUUGUUUGUAUUUGCUGUAUUACCAUUCAUCCAAUGUACUACACCUGAAUACUAUGAACAACAACCAUGGGGAAUGGGCAGUGACCAACUCGGUAGUGGCAUUUAUCCUGCAGCUGGACAAGGUCAAGGCCUUAAUCCAAUCUAUGGAUCAAGCUCAGGAAGAAUAUGGUGUACUUGUCGUCGUCGAUGUCGUUAUAGUGAAUGGAGUUUGAGAAGGUCUUGUAUACUACCAUUUUUACCAAGAUACUGGAACACAUGUUGUAAAUAUUUGAGAAAUUAUCAAACAUCAUCUUUGUACGGUGGUCUUGGAGGUUCAACUUAUCCUCAAACAUACCCUGGAAGUACGUACCCCGGAACUUACCCUGGAUCUACAUACCCACCAACUUACCCUGGAUCUAUGUAUCCUCAAAUGAGUUACCCCACAUAUCCUGGAAUGGGAGCAGGUAGCAUGCCACCAAAAGGAAUGUAAGAACUGAAGCCAAGUAGACAGACACCUCACAUAGAAAGAACAGACGUAUAACGGAUUUAUUUUAUAUAAUAUGAAAUAAAUAUUCU